Messenger RNA from Manis javanica (Malayan pangolin), 1233 nucleotides. RefSeq lists its product as uncharacterized. Lineage: Eukaryota; Metazoa; Chordata; Mammalia; Pholidota; Manidae. The record is from RefSeq and is a predicted model, not a curated record.
AUGGCUUUUCCCCUCCCCCCUAAAUCCAUGGGGCCCCCCUCGUCUUGCUCUGGAGUUCAGUUCCCGGGAACCGACGGGAGAUCCGCCCACCUAGAUGCUGCGGAUUGGCUACCGCAUGCGGUGACCUCACUGAGGCUGGAGAUCGGGCCGCCCCACCGGGCAGCCCGAGCGGUUCUGACCCCGCCGCCACGGAACCUGCAGCGGAGUCGAGACCAAACAGCCCGCGCCGGCAGCUUAUUCAACACGUCGGAAUGCGUCGCUGCCCAGCGCCUGCAGUUUGUUGGUAAACAGACGCUGGGUCAGGGAGGUACCUCCCCGCGCCCAGCCUGCCCCGCACGCGCGCGGCGAGCACGCCCCCGUGGGGCGCCCUCUGCCUGGCACGCCGCGACCGCCGCGACUGCGCCUCGCCGCACCCCGAGCCCCCUCCCGGCUUCCGCUUCCGGCAGGGGCCCUGGUGUGGUUGCGACAUCGCAGCUCCUGCAGGCUCCCGAGGCCCCAGGAGGGAUCCUGCGUCUGGACUUUUGCCCAUGCGGCGCCUCGCCUUUCUUGGCGCCGCGUGAGGCUGAAGCCUUGCACGCACCGAGACAAAAUCCGGGAGUGGGAGGAGAAUCCAGUUUGAUGGCUCCUCGGAGGACGAAGGAAAUCCAACAGGGCCGUCUGGGCGGCCGCAUUUUCCAUCCCGUGUGCAGGACCUGCUUCUAAAUAUUAUAUAUUGUAUACACGUAUGCAAGUAUCUAUGGCCACAGAUACACGAUUACACAGAGACGCAAUUCAAGUACAAUAUAUAUACUCCCAUAUACCAACACAUAGGUGUCUACACCGAUGUUAAUUUAACAUUAGCUUCCAACCAUGAACAGAAAGGUUCAUUUAUGGGCCUGCAUAUACAGAGUAUAGGUUGUGAUGUGUAUAUAUCCACAUACUGAAAGGUGGAUAGCAGUGUUCCGGAAUAAAAGCACUGUAUUUGUCUCCUACACAGACCCACGGCUAAGCAAAUAGAAUUGUCAAUGGAGACACUUGAAAAAUACAGAAAAUCCAAGCUUAUAAGCGUUUAUGCCUGUGUAUUCACCCUAUGAGAGUUAAUGAGAGUUACUGGUCCACACACAUCUAAACUGCUUCAUGUUAGGGGAGAGACAGUUACACCCCCAAACGCACCAGUCCUCAAAGACCCCAGCACACCCAUAUAUACAUACCCUUUCUUGCUUGAGUAUGCAGUUGGGGUGGGCUUAUUCAUAU